Messenger RNA from Opisthorchis viverrini, 819 nucleotides. RefSeq lists its product as hypothetical. The coding region runs from base 1 to 819 and encodes 272 amino acids. NCBI's taxonomy places the organism in Eukaryota, Metazoa, Platyhelminthes, Trematoda, Opisthorchiida, Opisthorchiidae. The record is from RefSeq and is a predicted model, not a curated record. The transcript is spliced from 4 exons.
AUGAGAUCGAACGCGUCGCGCCUGGAGGCCAGUUCUUUUAAAGCGCUCGCACAAACUCGUGUGACCGACGAGUGCAGAUGGACAAAAUCGGCUGUGUACAGCUACCGUGCCUUUUGCUAUACCAUAGUGGGUGGAGCAGGAAGCCAAGGGACCGACACAGAGUUGCACUACCGUCCAGCAAGAUAUAACAACUGGCGACAACCCGAACCCACGAUGUCAAUUUCGGCAGAGCAACUCCAAUUAAUUUUACAGCAACAACAGAAGCAGUUCGAAGAAGCACAACUGAGGCUUGUUGAAUCUCUGAUGCGCAGUAUGUCGGUGAAUGCGAUAAAAAAGGGUGAGCCUCCGUCUUCUUCCGCAGAUGCUGCUGCCAGCUCAAUUACCGAAUUCAAUUUUGAUGCUGAAUCUGGACGAACUUUCGAAAGUUGGUUCAAGAAAUAUGAAGACAUGUUUCAAACCGACUUUGCUCAGUUUGAUGAUGCAUGGAAACGCAUGGCUGAGCGGGAAAACUCUGCGAAUCAGAGGGCCUUCUGGAAUGCGGAGUACAUGUUUAACCAGCGCAACCGAUUGUUUAACCAGCGACGUCACUUCACAGAGCAAACUUCACACUUCCGCACCAACCAGCAGAUGUGUAAUAAUAGAUUGAAUGAAAUUGAACGUUUAACCUUGUCCAAUUUGGACCAUUGUGUUUUCGAAGUCGACAUGAACAGUGCGCUUUCGUCGUGUGAGCUAUGUAGUUUUGUUUGGGUGCCCAUUGUUGAGCCAGGUGAUCGGACAUCGCGCAUCCCUAGUCACCCGUUAGUCAUACGCGUCAGCUAA